AUGUCUGAUCAACAAGCUGAGGCUUCCAACGGCGUCAACAGGCACUUCCUCUUCAUCUUCAAUUCUAUCUUUGAGCCCCGCCCGGUCCGCAUCUCGUCGCUGUACAGAUUCUUCUGGGAAUGCUGCCGCUCAAGGGCAGAUGGGCUAUAUUUCUGCUUUCAUCCAACCAGGCGAAUACUGCUCUCUCAUCCAAUAUGCAGAUUCUGUUUCCAUCAAAUUUGCCCUCGAUGCCGCAAGUUCGUUGUUCGAGACGAUGGGGACUUCGAAGACCAGCCAGGAAUAAUUGCACAACUCAGUAUGAACCAGAAUGCUCCAACACCCCGUAGUGAUUCAUGGUAUUGGGACUGGGAGCGUAUUGCACAUUCAGGAUGCUAG
Molecule: messenger RNA, 375 nt
Organism: Hyaloscypha bicolor E
Lineage: Eukaryota; Fungi; Ascomycota; Leotiomycetes; Helotiales; Hyaloscyphaceae
Exons: 2
Coding region: 1-375 (124 amino acids)
Source: RefSeq, a predicted model, not a curated record